AUGCCUGAGGAUUACGCUUCCAGGGCGCGCGACACAGGUGGCUACCGUCGUCGCAGUCGUAGUCCACCACCAGCAUACUCGCGCCUACCGGGCUCGAACGAUCUGAGACCAAAAGACGGCGAGUACUACCGGUCGAGAGAGGAUGCUCUAAGUCCGUCAAGAAGCCUCAACUACGACAAUGACGGCGAAUAUCGCGAAGGCGGCGGAGACAAUGACGGAGAUAGAGGCAGGCCAGACAGAGGAGGUGGUAACAGAUACGGCGGCGCUCAUCGGGGAGACUGGGGCAGACACGGCGGCGGUGAUGGUGGUGGUGGUGGUGGAGGAAGACACUACGACGUCGACGAUUACCGAGGACGUGGUCGAGGGACAAGUCCAAGCGGUCGCCAUAACGGAGGGUAUAGGGAAGGUCAAUCUUCCAGGCGACACAACGAUGCGCCCGCGCCCGCGCCUGGAGGCAAGAUUAUAGUUCUCCAAGGUAUUCCAGAGGACGCCACCGAACGCGAUGUUCUCUACGGCCUCAAUCUCGUCACUCAAGAUCCGCACAUGUCUACCGACCAGAUCAAGAUCGUUCGAUUCCGAUACGACAGCGCCGGCCGCCGCCUUGCGGUCGUCGAGUUCAAACGACGCGCGGAUGCAGAGACCUUCAUGGAACAGUAUCAUCCCGAUGUAUCGUUCCCUCUCGAGCACACCCGUGGUGCCAACUCGGAAUAUAUUACCCUGGAUAUCUUCUUCGAAAGGAAUCGUAGUGACAUGGACGACUUUCGUGGAGACGAUGAGGACUGGGACUGCUUCAAGUGCGGUGCAGUUAACUUCUCAUACCGUGCUGCGUGUUUCAAAUGCAAGACAGAGAGAUCUGAUGAUGCCAGUUACGGCUACGGUUAUGGGGGCCCAUCAGCGGGUCCUCUCCUAACAGGAGAAACCGACGAAGAUCCUCAGCAAAUGCCGUCACAGUAUCUCGUAAUCAGAGGUCUGGAGGCGUCAGUGACCGAGGAAGUUCUCGCCAGGGGCGUCAUGAAGCUGUUCCGCGAAGAGACGACAAAGGCGCCUACCGGUACCCACAAAUUGAAGUCGACAGCGCCGGGCAGCAACACUGCAAAUCUGGGCGCAAAACCCGGUAGUCUACGCCGCGUCUUUCUGAUACGGAACCGGAAGAGCAAUGAGUCGUGGAGAUAUGGUUUUGCCGAGUUUGCGACGGUUGAAGACACCAAGAGUGCAGUCGCAAAAUUUCGCAAUUCCCCUAGGUUCACAAUUGCGUCCAGAGCGGUUGUUGUUUCGUUCAUUCACACGGGUGUCUUCAUUCCGGCCUUUGAGGUUGGCCCGGACGAGGAUCCACGCUUUUCCUUCCAGCCCAUUUACAACCCUACUAUUCGAUUAAAGUACUGGGACGAACGUGUUUAUCCUAGCAUCCAUGUUGUCUCGGUUGAACCUAAAUCUGAGCCUGAAGGCGCAGACAAGUCUUCCUACCAGAAAGAUGGCAGCGCUACGGACAAUCCUCUUACCCGUCAGGCUAGCCUUUUGAAGAAAUUCAAGAAGAAAGAGCCUGCUCCUGGCGAGAAGGGCAUCGCAAUGGCGCCUCAAAUGCAGAUGUGGGCAAAGAAGGCAGCGGAACUACAUGGAAAGAAGCUGGCUGCUGCUGGAGGGGGUUUGGGUACUGCAGGAUUGGAGGCGGACGACGAGGACCAAGAGCCAGAUGGACCUUUGAAUCCCCACUGGACUGAUCAGUACCUCUCAUAUGCCGACUGGGACCGCAUGAUAUGCCUUCUUUGCAACUGGAAGGUCCCUUCGCAAGAAACCAUCAACAAUCACGGACACAUCCCCUACACACGGGAGGACCUCCUCAUCAGCCACGAAGUUAUCGUUCACAACCACUUUAAAGACCCAGAAACCAAAGAAAAGGCCGCCGCCAAGCUCGUCUCGCUCGGUAACGAGCCCCGAUCCAUCGCCCGCCGCACCCCUCGCCUCAAGCACGACGCCCCGCCUGUCUACACUUCGUACGCCGACUUCGACGCCCUCUACUGCCACCUCUGCCACCGCGCCUUCAAGCACGCUGAAACUGUAUGGCGCCACGAGCAGGAAAGCGAGCUGCACAAGCGCAUGCUUUCCGACGCUCAGGCCAAGGAGCGCGCCGUCGCCGAGUUGGCCGCAAAGGGCAAGGUGCUGCUCACUAUGGUCCCCGAUAAGAAGCUCCGUCGGGAGGAACAGCGCACGCAGCGGUACCGCGACAGGGCAAUGGAACGCCGGCAGGCAUUCCUGCAGCCCAACAAGCCAGGUGGUCAAUUGUCGAAGCAAAUGCUUGCUGGGCUAGGCGCAUCCGUUUCUGCUGGUGGAGACAAGCGCAAGGAACAGCAACAGCAACAACAACUACAGCAUGCAGCUGAUGAUGAGGCGGCAGCAGCAGCGAAGAAGUCCAAGGGCGCGGGCAUGUUAGCCAAGAUGGGCUGGACUACUGGCGCAGGUCUGGGUGCUGAAGGCACGGGACGCACACAGGCCAUCGCGACGGAGGCGUAUGCGCCUGGUGUUGGACUGGGUGCGGAGGGAGGCAAGUUGGGCGAUGCGAGUGAGGAGGCAGCGAGGAGGACGAAGGGGCAAUUUUCGGACUUUGUGGAGAAGACAAGGGAUAAGGCUAGAGAGAGAUUCGAGAAGUUGCAGGAGUAAUAGCUUGCGGUGUAGUUCAUGAACGACUAUGGGGGUCCCGCCGCUAGCCGGCUCUUCAGUUGCUCAACAAUUAGUUCACUUGCUUGAAUGACAUUUUAUACCCGGA
Molecule: messenger RNA, 2761 nt
Organism: Neurospora tetrasperma FGSC 2508
Lineage: Eukaryota; Fungi; Ascomycota; Sordariomycetes; Sordariales; Sordariaceae
Exons: 4
Coding region: 1-2655 (884 amino acids)
Biological process (GO): mRNA splicing, via spliceosome
Cellular component (GO): nucleus
Molecular function (GO): RNA binding
Source: RefSeq, a predicted model, not a curated record